Molecule: messenger RNA, 2558 nt
Organism: Ziziphus jujuba (common jujube)
Lineage: Eukaryota; Viridiplantae; Streptophyta; Magnoliopsida; Rosales; Rhamnaceae
Product: AP2-like ethylene-responsive transcription factor AIL5
Exons: 8
Coding region: 502-2172 (556 amino acids)
Biological process (GO): regulation of DNA-templated transcription
Molecular function (GO): DNA binding; DNA-binding transcription factor activity
Source: RefSeq, a predicted model, not a curated record
AAGCACACCGCUUGGUCAUCCCAUAAAAAGCUUCCACUUUGCUUUCCUUCUUCUCUCUCUCCAUUAUUCAUAUUAAUUUUAUUUGUUUUGUAAAAGAUAAAAUAAAAAAAAAUUAAUAACCAAAAUUUCUAUCUCAGUGAAAGUACCUCGGUCAUCGUGCAAACCCUCUUUCUUUCUCUCUAUCUCUCCCUCUCUCCUCUGGCGGUUUGAUAUAAUCUCUUUUUCUCUUGCCCUCUUCUUCCCAUCUCUACCUCUAUAUCUGUGUCAUCCUCUGAAAACUCCCUUACCUCUUCAUCCACACUCUCUUCCUUAUUUUACCUCCUUACCCAUUUCUCUUUCACGUUCACUUCUUAUCUCUCUACUACUCAGUUAGUUCUUAAACUUUUUUUUUUUUUUUAAUCAUCGGAAAUAAUAUUAUCCUUGGUUUCGCUAUUUCCAAAGACCCACAUCUCUUUCACGCUCACCGACGACACAAAUACAGAGAAAAAAAAAGAAAAGAAAAUGGAUUCUUCUUCUUCAUCAUCUCCUCAGAACUGGCUGGCUUUCUCUCUUUCCAACCACCCCCACUUGCACUCUCAUCCUCAACACCACCAUCUCUCUCUCUUCGAGGCCUUUACUUCUUCCAACCCAGCUAGUGUGGUUGAUACAGGUUCUCGUGAAGGAGAUGCAUCAGCUGGUGGUGCAACCGACAUGGUCAUAUUCACCGCUGCUGGCGGCGGCGGUGGUCCGAAGCUCGAAGACUUUCUCGGCGGUUGCGGUGGUGGUGGUUCUACAACUACUGCCACCACCACCAGCGCCGCCACACCGACACUGACUCAAUUUUCAACUGAAACCACCGCCAUAGCUGCUUUGCCAGACUCAUCGGAGAUUUACGACUCGGAGCUUAAAACGAUUGCCGCUAGCUUCCUUCGCGGUUACUCCUCCUCCUCCUCCAAUGAACACACUGAAACCGGCCGGAAUCAGCUUCCGGUUGUCCCUGUCGAACCCACCUCCAAGAAGACCGUCGACACCUUCGGCCAACGCACUUCUAUUUACCGCGGCGUUACACGGCAUAGAUGGACGGGUAGAUACGAAGCUCACUUGUGGGAUAACAGCUGCAGAAGAGAAGGUCAAAGUAGGAAAGGAAGACAAGGUGGGUAUGAUAAAGAAGAGAAAGCAGCGAGAGCUUAUGAUCUUGCAGCUCUGAAGUACUGGGGUCCGACCACCACUACAAAUUUUCCGGUUUCCAACUAUGAGAAAGAACUGGAAGAGAUGAAGAACAUGACUAGGCAGGAGUUUGUUGCGUCACUUCGAAGGAAAAGUAGUGGGUUUUCUAGGGGAGCUUCAAUAUACAGAGGGGUCACAAGGUAUGCAAGGCACCAUCAACAUGGCCGAUGGCAGGCAAGAAUAGGAAGGGUUGCAGGAAACAAAGAUCUCUAUCUUGGCACUUUCAGCACUCAAGAAGAAGCAGCUGAGGCCUACGACAUUGCAGCCAUCAAGUUCAGAGGACUAAAUGCAGUGACAAACUUCGACAUGAGCCGUUACGACGUGAAGAGCAUUGCCAGCAGCAACCUUCCCAUCGGAGGAAUGUCCGGAAAAUCCAAGAACUCAUCGGAAUCCAUCUCCGAUAGCAAAAGCAUUGACGGAAGCCGGUCGGUAACCGACGACCGCGACGGCCUCUCGUCGGCCUCGUCGGUGACUUUCGCUACCCAACCAACGUCAUCAACUUUAAGCUUUGCCAUACCAAUUAAACAAGACCCUUCAGAUUACUGGUCAAACAUCUUUGGUUUCCACAACAGUGCCAAAAGCAACCCUAGUAUUGCACCAACCUUGUUCCAUAAUGUUAAUACCUCAUCAUCAUCAGUCCCUUUCAACAUGGAUUUCUCAGCAGAAAGCAACAAUGGUUUUUUCAACACUAGUGGUACUACUGGGUAUGCUACUACUACUAGUACUACUACUACUCAGCAACAUCAACAUCAACAUCAACAACAACAACAACAAAGCAGUGUUAGCGUUAGUGGUAGUAGUGGUGGUAGUACAGUAGCAGCAUUUUCAACACAGAUUGCCUUGAAUAGUAACAAUGGUUAUGAAACUUCUUCUGGAUAUGGAAGCUGGAUUGGACCAACCCUUCAUACAUUCCAAACUCAUGCUAAGCCCAACUUGUUUCAGACACCAAUUUUUGGAAUGGAAUAAGAGAGAGAGAGCUAAAGCAAAGAAAAAAGAGGAUGGGAAUCUGUGCAAAAUGCGAAAAGAAAAGUGAAGCACAAUUGUUUUGGAGGUUUUGCAUGCAGGGAAGGGUCAACUUUUUUGUUGAAUGGAGACUGACAGAAAUCAUAAUUCACAGGACCAGAGAGCUGACACCCUUACUAACUUAAGUUUUUUUUUUUUUUUUUGGUUAAGAACAUGGUUCUUUAUCUUUAUCUUCUAUUUUUUUUUUCCCUUUCUUUUUUUAUUUUCUUUUUCACUUUUCACUUUUUCUUUUUUUACUGACAUGAUUUAUAAUGGGAAAGAAAUCCUUUUGUAAUCCUUUCAUCUUGUUAGUAUCAAAUUAUCAAUGUGAAAAAAAUGUUCCAUGUUUA